This is a messenger RNA of Caenorhabditis angaria, 1147 nucleotides long. The record is from the annotation of a GenBank genome assembly. NCBI's taxonomy places the organism in Eukaryota, Metazoa, Nematoda, Chromadorea, Rhabditida, Rhabditidae.
AUGUUGAUGGCGGAGGUGAAAAAAUCGAUAAAUGGUUUUGGUGACUCGGGCGAAGGAAUUAGAAAUGCUUUAGAUGCGAAAGUUCGAUCAGAAUUCGGAUUAAACUGUCAUUAUUCGAGAUUAGGAAUGACUUGGAAUCGACAAAACUAUAUACUUUUUGCAAAAAAACGACUUAUGGGCAACUAUCGGGUGAGCAAAAUUAUAUAGGGAAUUUGAGCAAGUGCUCAACACGUGGGGGUAUAGCUCAGUGGUAGAGCGCUCCCUUAGCAUGGGAGAGGGCUGGGGUUCAAUUCCCCAUACCUCCAUAAUUUUUUGUUGCAGACUUAUUUGAUGACUGUCAAUAUGCGCAACAAUCCUUAUGUCUCCAAACCAAUUCGGAUAUCCGGAGUCAUGAAUCUUGAAAAUUCGAAAAAAUUCAUUCAAAGAAUGAUUGACAACUUGCAACAACCAGGAAUGUUUCCAUUGAACAAACAACCUGUUGGUUGUAACAUUCCUGUUGGAAAAUCGAUUAUACAAAAAGAUGAAAUUCCGGAAGAUGUUCAUGAAAAUAUAGACAAAUAUUUGAAUCGAGGAGAUGAAAUAUAUUGCGAGAUCAAUGUAUCAAAUGUCAAAUUUUAUCAUUCUGGAAUCUACGCUGGGAAUGAAGAAGUUUAUCAUUUUCUCACCGAACCACGUAGGGUUUUCCUUUUUUUUAAAUUUUUGAUAAAAAUGGUAGACGUUUUUAGAAGAGACCGAAACACUUACGAAAGCAUUGGCAAUUUUCAACGGAGCUCCAGCCCGUGUUGUAAAAGAAUCGUGGUAUGAAUUUAUUUAUGCAUUGAUUGAAGAAAGUGAUCCACCACCAAAAAUAUAUCGAGUCACACAUCCAUUAAUUUGUCGAUCAUCAGAUGAAAUAAUUGCCGAAGCUGAACAUCUUCAACAAACAAUGUUAGUUUAUGAUAUUCGAAGAUCAAACUGUCAACAUUUUACAUCAUUGUGUUCAACUGGAGUUGGAUUUUCUUAUGAUAUGAAUUCGAAUUUAAAAUAUAUUGCAUGCACUUUGAUGAAACCAACUCAUACUGUCGUAAAAGCAAUCACAAAAUCAAGUGAUUUAAGAUCAAAAGCUUCGAAUUCGUAUUCAAGUAGUGAUGCUUCAAUUGAAUCUUGA